Messenger RNA from Ceratosolen solmsi marchali, 2855 nucleotides. RefSeq names its product bestrophin-4. Gene Ontology annotation, molecular function: chloride channel activity. The record is from RefSeq and is a predicted model, not a curated record. NCBI's taxonomy places the organism in Eukaryota, Metazoa, Arthropoda, Insecta, Hymenoptera, Agaonidae. The transcript is spliced from 8 exons. Bases 746 to 2803 code for a protein of 685 amino acids.
GCUCUGUAUCAGUCUAUACAGCCCUGAGUAAAAGAUGCACGCUUGCACUUCAAUGAGAACGACGAAAAAUAGUUUGUGGUAGGACUGCGGAAGGGGAAUGGCGAGGUUGAGGGUGUAGCAGAGAUGUUAACGAGAUGGAGUAUUUAGUGGGCGGGGGGAGGGGUAAGUUGCUUACCCAUAUUAUUGCCAGCCACAAAGAUGGAUCACUACUUCAACUGUUGUCGCUGCUGUUGAUUUGACUCCGGUUUUGUAAACUACAUUUUUGAGAGUGGGGUGGGUUGAGUAUGAAAACACGCCACAAGAUCGCGUAUUCGUUUAACGCGUUGCUUCAUUGCUUGCCGAUCAUCAGAUCGUGAAUAGUAAGCCGUAGUAACUUGUGAAUGUCGUGAUCAGUUUCUAUUUCAAGUUGCCUCGGACUAUGUGUUUACUGAUCAAGCAACGGAAAGUCAUUUUUGCACGAUUAAGAAUUAACGUAUGAUGGUUGACGCUUGCUUGUCUCAUUAAAUGUCUAUUAUACUUAAGAACUGAAGUUGAGAUUCUACAUUACAACAUUAAAAUCACUGAACCAAUCUAAGUGAUAUAAUGCGUGUGAAGAACUGGAUAGAGGUCACCCAAAGAAUAAAAAUUAAUAUUGAAUAUAUUAAAAUUAUUAUAAAAAUACUUAAGAAAUGAGAUUAUCAAAUGAGUAAAUGAGAAAACGUUAAAUGAGUAUAACAGUGUCUUUAUUAAUUCAUUAAACAAAAAAAUGACUGUGUCAUACACUGCAGAAGUCGCUACAUGCAGAGGCUUUGGCUGUUUUCUAAAACUAUUAUUGAGAUGGAAAGCAAGUGUUUAUAAAUUAAUAUGGAUAGAUAUGUUACUCUUUCUUACGAUUUAUUACUCACUAUCAGGAAUAUAUCGUUUGGUUCUCGAUGAGGAACAAAAAAGAAUUUUUGAAAAAGUUGUAGAAUUUUGUCGAAGACACACAUCUUCAAGUCCUCUUUCUUUUGUAUUAGGUUUUUAUGUAACAAUAGUAAUGAAUAGAUGGUGGAAUCAAUAUAUAAUGAUUCCAUGGCCAGAUUCUAUAGCUGUUUUUGUUUCUGCCACGAUUCACGGAAACGAUGAACGAGGAAGACUUAUGCGACGAACCAUUGUUAGGUACGUUUGUGUGUGCCUCACUUUGGUUUUGGCUAAUGUAUCGCCUCGCGUAAAAAAACGUUUUCCAACGUUGGAGCAUUACGUAGAUGCAGGUUUGUUGCUGGAAAAUGAAUUAGCUAUUUUUCAUAGUUUGAACAGUAAAUUUCCAAAGCCAAGUAAACAUUGGUUACCAAUAGUCUGGGCAUCAAGUAUUGUAACGCGAGCACGAAAAGAAGGUCGGAUACGCGACGAUUUUGCCGUUAAAACGUUAAUAGAUGAACUCAACAAGUUUCGGGGAUCAUGCGGUGGCCUUGUACAUUACGAUACAAUUAGCAUACCUCUCGUGUAUACACAAGUAGUUACUAUUGCUGUUUAUACCUACUUUCUCACCAAUGUUAUUGGACAACAGUGGAUAUUGGAAGAAUCCAAAACCGUUGAUAUUUAUUUUCCAGUGUUUACGACACUCGAAAUGUUUUUUUAUAUGGGUUGGCUCAAAGUUGCUGAGACACUUAUUAACCCUUUUGGCGAAGAUGAUGAUGAUUUUGAAGUCAAUUGGAUCGUUGAUCGAAAUCUUCAGGUGAGUUAUCUCAUUGUCGACGAAAUGCAUCAUGAACAUCCGGAACUAAUAAGAGAUCAAUAUUGGGAUGAAGUAUUUCCAACAGAAUUACCUUACACAGCAGCGGCUCAACCUUUCAGAGAAGAGCAUCCGGAACCAUCCACUGCUGGUAUUCAACUUUCGGCUGCACAACAAGAAUUACAGCCUUCAUCUAUAAGAAUUGACGAAAUAGAAAAAGAAUAUCAGCAAAAAUAUCAAAAUGACAUGAAUGAUGAUGCGAUUUCGGGAAUUCAUUUUGUUGCAAAUGGCGGUAAAAUAUCAAGGAGUGGAAGUCGAGUAAGUAAUCGUGAUAGGAAUAUGAGUAGUGGUUCAACUCCAAGUAAUAUUGGAGGUUCACUUACAAGAAUAAAUAGUGUGACUAAUGUACUUAAAAGAAUAUUCAGCAAAGAAGACAGGCCAGAUGGAAGUGGUUCAAAAACACCUGGAAGACUUCCCAAUUCGACUUCGGCUACAUCUUUAAAAGCUCCAGGAGGAGUUGGUUCUACGAGAAUAGACGUAAUUGAAGAAGUAGACGAGCAAAUGACAAUGACAUCGAUGCGACCAGAAAGCCGUCCACAUAUACAAAAUAUAUUUCCUCAGGGGCCACCACCCGCAAGUGCUCCGGUUGAUGUUCCUGGAUCAGUGUCUACGACACACAAUGGUGAUAUUUUUUCUACUAGUGCUCCAAUACAUGGUUUAAGCGUUUCAAUAGAUAAUGUUGGUAUCUCACCAAAUGCUGCUUCAGUACGAUAUGGUACAAGAACGCAGUUGUCGGUUCCUUUAGAGCACAAUAGUAGAAGUGUUGAUUCUACUGCCUUCACUAGAGAUACUAAUGAAAGUACGCGUAGUUCAUCCUCAAAUGGCAGUUUAGACGACGAAUUUACGAAAUUAAAAUAUGAAAGAGAGAAGAAAAGAAAAGAAAAGGCUUUACAAAAACUUAGCAGAAGUAUAAGUAAUCGGGUAACUACAGAUUCAUCUUCACUUGACAUGAAUGACACGGAGAUGCUUCUAAGUGAAUUAGCAAGUACUUCUCGUCGUUAUUUACAUCCAUCAGACUGCGAGGAAAAAGAACAGCAACCUAAUUCCAAUUAAUUAUUUAUCUUCGCUACGUAAUGGUUAAUUAUUAAUCAAUUCUUAUUUCUGC